AUGGGUCGAAUCGAUUUCGCACGGGCGCGGAAGAGUGGACACAGGGUCAGGAAGGGCCACGAGGAGAAGGAGGAGGAGGAGGGAGAUGAAGUCGAGAACGAGGGCAGCCAGUGGAAGCGGCAAGAAGAGGACGAGGAGGAGACCGAGACCGUGGGAGGAUUCAAUGUCCAGGCCGUGAGAAUCAACCAAGACUCGGGCCUUUGA
Molecule: messenger RNA, 204 nt
Organism: Diaporthe citri
Lineage: Eukaryota; Fungi; Ascomycota; Sordariomycetes; Diaporthales; Diaporthaceae
Exons: 3
Coding region: 1-204 (67 amino acids)
Source: RefSeq, a predicted model, not a curated record